This is a messenger RNA of Arachis duranensis, 1503 nucleotides long. RefSeq names its product protein FAR1-RELATED SEQUENCE 5-like. Lineage: Eukaryota; Viridiplantae; Streptophyta; Magnoliopsida; Fabales; Fabaceae. The record is from RefSeq and is a predicted model, not a curated record. The coding region runs from base 1 to 1503 and encodes 500 amino acids. Gene Ontology annotation, biological process: regulation of DNA-templated transcription. The transcript is spliced from 3 exons.
AUGGAGAAUGAUGGCAAAGAGUCGUAUAAGGAUGGUGAUCAAUCUGAGGAUUUAAGUGUUGAGUAUGAGUGCAGUUCUGAUGAAAGUGAUGAUAUAGUGGAUGUAACUGUAGACGUUGGGAUUUUUGCCAAUAAAGAAUUUCAUAAAAACAGAGAAAGACAUUGGAAGCACCUUAAAAGGGACAAUCGGCAAAGGGAGCAUAGGGCAAUUACUCGUGUCAACUGCAGGGCGAGGAUUCGGUUCAUUCGUCACUAUAGAACAGGUAAAUGGAAAGUUAGUGUCUUUGAGAGUGAACACAAUCAUCCACUGUGUCCACCUAAGUACAGACAUCUUAUUGUCGUGAAUCAUGGGCUUGAUGAGGCUGAUAAAACACAAGCAGACAGCUUGCGAGCAUUUGGUGUUAAAACUUGCCACAUAAUAGGUUACAUGGGUUUUCAAAAAGGCGGAUAUGAUAAAGUGGAUUUUACCAGCAAAGACUUACAUAACCACAUUAGUAAGACUAGGCGUGGCAAAGUGAAAGAUGGUUAUGCAUUUGCUGUGUUGGCCUAUUUGUUUUCUAAGGCAUAUAGUGACCCGUUAUUUCUAGGAAAGUUCACCUUAAAGGAUGGUAGGUUGGAUAAUUUGGUGUGGGCUGAUAGAGAAAGCGUUGUUGAUUACGAAUGUUUUGGCAAUGUACUGGCUUUUGACACUACUUACAAGAAAAAUGUCUACAACAAGCCCUUAGUCAUAUUUUCAGAGACCAACCACCAUUUCCAGACAACUAUCUUUGGAUGCGCUUUGCUCUCAGAUGAAAGGUCUGAAACUUUCAAGUGGGCACUGAAGGAAUUUUCAGAAAUCAUGUCAGGAAAACUAUCCAGAGACAUUAUGACAGACGGAGACCGUGCUAUGAGAGAGAGAUGGAACAAGAUCAUAUCCAAAUACGUACUUGCCGAGAAUGAAUGGGUCCAGGGCAUUUAUAAUGACAGAAUGAAGUGGGCUACCGCAUAUUUGAGGGAGCACUUCUUUGGCCGCAUAAGAACUAUAUCACAGUGUGAGGGAAUUUAUUCAUUAUUGAAGAACUAUGUUGACAGUAAAACCAAUCUCCUUGAAUUCAUGCAUAAAUUUAGUGAAGUACUGAGGCAUUAUCAAAACAACCAUCUUACUGCUGACUUUGAAACCUUUUAUAAGUUUCCUGUUUUGACUACGUGCUUGGAAAGUUUUGAGAAACAAGCUGCUGAACUUUAUACUAGAAAUAUUUUUAAACUUGUGAAAGAUGAGAUAGAUGCAGCAGGUGCCUUAAAUGUGACUGAAUGCCCAAAUAGUAGAGACAUUAUUGAGUACAAUACGAGUGAGUAUUUUAAUCAGCAAUGGCAAUUUAAAGUAUCUUACAAUAAAGACAAGGACCUGUUUGCGGAUGAAUGCAGGCUAUUUGAGACUCGUAGAUUACCGUGCUCCCACAUCUUUGGGGUCUUGAAGCAUCGCAAUGCAAAAUGCGUCCCUACAUCUCUUAUCCUGAAAAGAUAG